UCAUCGAACUAAGGCUCAAUCAAGUGUAGUAAUUAAGGUUUUCCUACGUUGCGCGGAGUGAAGGCUUCACCGGAGCAGAUAUGUUAACUAAAUUUCGCUUCUUGUUGCCAUUAUUAUUAUUAUUAUUAUUAUUAUUUAGUAUAUAAGCUUUUCUUUUUUAUAACAAAUAUUGAGAAAAUUGGAUCAAUUACUAUCAUUAAUGUUUAAUGUAAUUUGGAUUCUAUGUAUAUUUAGUAUACUUCUCAAUUAUUUUUAUAUUUAAUCAAAUAAAAUUGAAUAAUGCUCGGCCUUAAUCUUACACGCUAAUUUUUGUAGUUUAAAUACUUAAAUUAACAAAAAGAAUAGCUCAUACACUAACAACAAAAAUUAAGAAGUAGGGGGAUUCUAUGUGCAAUUUAUCCUAAUAAUUAUCAAAUGUUUUAAGCUAAGUAUUCUACCGAAACAAACAGGGCCUAAACCUUUUUUUUUUCUUUCCCUCCAGAACCCUGAAAGCUUCUGAUUCCUUUGAAUGCUAUAAUAAUAAUCUAUGCACUUCCCUCCUUCUAAUGGCUAGGGUUUCUUUCCGAUUGUUAGUCAUGUCUAAAACAUAAAAGAUAACAUUAUCAACUGACUCGAUCUUCAUUAACUAAUUGCAACUGCUAUUUCACUUCAAUAUCAUUUAUAUUAUUCAGAAAGUUAGGGUUUCGACUUCGAUUAUCAAUUACCUGGACAUAGAGAGAAAUAUAAACUAUCUGCGUCAUGGAGAACUCUAAAGAAGAAGAUGCAUCGAUAGUGUUUCUCGAUCGAGCCUCCCGUCAAACCAGAGGAAAACGGAUGAACAAGUUGCUUGAUGAGGAAAUUGAAGAGGAUGAGUUGUUUUGGAGUCAGGAUGCUCUUAAAGAGGAAGAGAAUGAUAAUAAUUAUGAAGCAGAACAGGAGGUUGCUGAUGAGUUUGAUAGCGAUUUUGAUGAUGAUGAGUCUGAACCAGAUGAAGAAGCUGAGGAUGUUCCCAGUGAAAGGAAACAAACAAAGAAACGGCUUAUUUAUCCUGGAAAGCCUCCGACAAAGAAGAAAAAGAAAAAGAAAGUUCUGUCGAAAUUAGAUAGGCCUUCUAAAGAUGAAAAAACAGCAGAAGAGUCUAGUGCCCCAGAACAUCGUGAUGUCUCUGAUGAUGUUGAAGGCGAGAGAAUAGUGAGGAAAUCUACAAGAACAUCAGUCAUUGUUAAGCAAGCUGAGAGAGAUGCAAUACGUGCAGCUCUGCAGGCAACAAUGAAGCCAAUAAAAAGGAAAAAGGAAGGUGAAGAGAAGAGGAUGACACAAGAAGAAAUGCUUCUUGAAGCAGCUCAAACAGAAAUCAUGAACUUGAGAAACUUAGAGCGUGUUUUGGCUAGGGAAGAAGAAGUUAAGAAAAGAGCAAUAGUGCACAAAGCUGUCUACAAUGGCCCGCAGAUAAGAUAUUUCUCUAAAGAUGGUUGUUCGUACCUAGAAUUCAAAGGAGUGUCAUUUCGGUCAGAAAUUUCAGUGGCAUCUGUUCCAUAUCCAGAGAAGGCUGUGUGUGCUAUAACAGGCUUGCCUGCCAAGUAUCGCGACCCAAAGACAGGGUUAGCUUAUGCAACAAAAGAAGCUUUUAAAAUUAUUCGUAAGCGGUUUGUGGAAGAAAAUACUGUCAUAAAGGAGAUGGACAUGGGAGCUCUGUCUGAUUCACUCAAUGGGAAAGGGUUCAUGGGCAGAAGGAAGCGAAUGUCAAGUUCAAACAGAAGAAAGAUGCCAAAUUUAUUAUACUUGUCUCAGUUUGGCAAGGCUCCUACUAUAGAAAUAGACUCUUCAGAAUAGGACAUGAAGGUGUAUAGCCUGGCCUUUUACAUCACCAGCAGAGAAAAAGCAGAGUGUUCAUUGGUAAAUUUGAACGUUAUACGAAUCUUGAUGAGCUGAGGGAUGAAAGGUGAGGCCUGUCCAAUUUUAGUUGUUGAGGAAUGGAGAGGAGAGUGAAUUCCCAUUCCAGUGAGGAGCUUCGCGUAGUGGCUGCAGUUCUCUUUGGUAUAUAUGUAGCUGAAUUUUGUUGUAAAUAACAAAGAAUCUUGUUAAUUUACUCUGCACCAUCAAAGUUAAUUUGAAAUGUUUUAGUUCUAA
Molecule: messenger RNA, 2109 nt
Organism: Ricinus communis (castor bean)
Lineage: Eukaryota; Viridiplantae; Streptophyta; Magnoliopsida; Malpighiales; Euphorbiaceae
Product: SWR1 complex subunit 2
Exons: 11
Coding region: 739-1812 (357 amino acids)
Biological process (GO): chromatin remodeling; regulation of DNA-templated transcription
Cellular component (GO): nucleus
Molecular function (GO): ATP-dependent H2AZ histone chaperone activity
Source: RefSeq, a predicted model, not a curated record